CCGGACCGUCGACCCCGUCGCGAAAGUUCCAGCCUGCGAGCGCCGCCGGGCCGGCCGGACGUCCCCAGACCCUGGCCAUGCGGCUGCUGCUGCUCUUGGCCCCGCUGGCCUGGCUGCUCCUGGCCGAAGCGAAGGGCGACUCCAAGCCGGAGGACAACCUGUUAGUCCUGACGGUGGCCACAAGGGAGACGGAGGGGUUCCGGCGCUUCAAGCGCUCGGGUCAGUUCUUCAACUACAAGAUCCAGGCGUUGGGCCUGGGGGAGGACUGGAGUGGGGAGAAGGGGUCGUUGGCUGGCGGAGGGCUGAAGGUUCGGCUGCUGAAGAAAGCCCUGGAGAAGCAUGCAGACAAGGAGAACCUGGUCAUUCUCUUCACAGACAGCUACGACGUGGUGUUUGCCUCCGGGCCUCGAGAGCUGCUGAAGAAGUUCAGGCAAGCCAGGAGUCAGGUGGUCUUUUCAGCCGAGGAGCUCAUCUACCCGGACCGCAGGCUGGAGGCCAAGUACCCAGCCGUGUCCGACGGCAAGAGGUUCCUGGGCUCUGGAGGCUUCAUCGGUUAUGCCCCCAACCUCAGCAAACUGGUGGCCGAGUGGGAAGGCCAGGACAGUGAUAGCGACCAGCUCUUUUACACCAAGAUCUUCUUGGACCCAGAGAAGAGGGAACGGAUCAACAUCACCCUGGACCACCGCUGCCGUAUCUUCCAGAACCUGGAUGGAGCCCUGGAUGAGGUCGUGCUCAAGUUCGAGAUGGGCCACGUGAGAGCGAGAAACCUUGCCUACGACACCCUCCCAGUCCUGAUUCACGGCAAUGGGCCCACCAAGCUGCAGCUGAACUAUCUGGGCAACUACAUCCCGCGCUUCUGGACCUUCGAGACAGGCUGUGCCGUGUGUGAUGAGAACCUGCGAAGCCUCAGGGGGAUUGGGGAUGAAGCUCUGCCCACGGUCCUGGUCGGCGUGUUCAUCGAACAGCCCACGCCCUUCCUAUCCCUGUUCUUCCAGCGGCUUCUGCGCCUCCACUACCCCCGGAAACAGAUGCGGCUUUUCAUCCACAACCACGAACCAUACCACAAGGUUCAAGUGGAGCAGUUCCUGGCAGAGCAUGGCGACGAGUACCCGUCUGUGAAACUGGUGGGCCCCGAGGUUCGGAUGGCCAACGCCGACGCCAGGAACAUGGGCGCGGACCUGUGCCGGCAGGACCGGAGCUGCACCUAUUACUUCAGUGUGGACGCUGACGUGGCUCUGACUGAGCCGAAAACCUUGCGUCUGCUGAUCGAGCAGAACAAGAACGUCAUCGCCCCCUUGAUGACCCGCCAUGGGAGGCUGUGGUCAAACUUCUGGGGCGCGCUGAGUGCGGACGGCUACUAUGCCCGCUCCGAGGACUACGUGGACAUUGUGCAGGGCCGGCGUGUUGGCGUCUGGAACGUGCCAUACAUCUCGAACAUCUACCUGAUCAAGGGCAGUGCCCUGCGGGCCGAGCUGCAGCAGACAGACCUGUUCCACCACAGGAAGCUGGACCCCGACAUGGCCUUCUGUGCCAAUAUCCGUCAGCAGGAUGUGUUCAUGUUCCUGACCAACCGGCACACCUUUGGCCACCUGCUCUCCCUGGACAACUACCAGACCACACACCUUCACAAUGACCUCUGGGAGGUGUUCAGCAACCCCGAGGACUGGAAAGAGAAGUACAUCCACGAGAACUACACCAAGGCCCUGGCAGGGAAGCUGGUAGAGACGCCUUGCCCAGACGUCUACUGGUUCCCCAUCUUCACGGAGGCGGCAUGUGACGAGCUGGUGGAGGAGAUGGAGCACUACGGCCAGUGGUCUCUGGGAGAUAACAAGGACAACCGCAUCCAGGGCGGCUACGAGAACGUGCCGACCAUCGACAUCCACAUGAACCAGAUCAACUUUGAGCGGGAGUGGCACAAGUUCCUGGUGGAGUACAUCGCCCCCAUGACGGAGAAGCUCUACCCCGGCUACUACACCAGGGCCCAGUUCGACCUGGCCUUUGUCGUCCGCUACAAGCCGGACGAGCAGCCCUCACUCAUGCCACACCACGACGCCUCCACCUUCACCAUCAACAUCGCCCUGAACCGGGUCGGCGUGGAUUACGAGGGCGGGGGUUGUCGCUUCCUGCGUUACAACUGCUCCAUCCGAGCCCCACGGAAGGGCUGGACCCUCAUGCACCCCGGGCGACUCACGCACUACCAUGAGGGGCUCCCCACCACCAGGGGCACCCGCUACAUCGCCGUGUCCUUCGUGGAUCCCUAAUCAGCCAGGCCAGGCCGCCUCGGACCUCUUCCUCUUUGCCAACAACCACUGCCCAGCAGCACUCUGGGGCCUCGGGGUCCCGGCCUCCAGGCUCUUGAUCUCCAUUGCUCUUGGAGCCAUCGUCGGACAGACUCGGCCACGAGCCAGAGGCAGAGCCCACCUCCUCGGCUGGGGCAUUCCUGGGGCUCUGGACCCAGCCCAGGGAGACACUGUUCAUGUUCAUUGCUUUGUAGCAACUUGUCCUUUUCCCUCCUGGCUUCCUGAAAAAACCCAGUCCUCUUCCUUGGCUUCUUCUGUGGCCUGGACUUGAGCAGAGCAAGGACUUAGCCAGCUGCCCAGAGAGGCUCUAAGGGCGAGAAGACAGCCCCAGGACUUCUGCUCCAAGCUUCCGGGCAGACACAGAGACUCAGAUCAGAUUCAAGCUCCCUCCCUGCCCCCUCAGACUGCUGAAGCCCCUUCCUCAGCCGCUCCUAUCGUGGGAGCAGAGCCUCGUUCCCUGCAGACGAUGACUCAGAAAAUCUCCUGGGAGACGGGAAAGGUGUCGAUGCCACAGCUUCGUCCUCAAUGUAGGGGUGGCAGGGGGAGUGAGACUCCACACACAGCAGCACAUCACCCUGUCCUGGACGCCUCCAGAGGGAGGGAUGGACAGUCAGAAACAGGAGAGUUUCUAUUAAAGGUCAUUCACACCA
This is a messenger RNA of Neogale vison (American mink), 2950 nucleotides long. RefSeq names its product procollagen-lysine,2-oxoglutarate 5-dioxygenase 1 (gene PLOD1). The record is from RefSeq and is a predicted model, not a curated record. Gene Ontology annotation, biological process: peptidyl-lysine hydroxylation. Gene Ontology annotation, cellular component: endoplasmic reticulum. Gene Ontology annotation, molecular function: procollagen-lysine 5-dioxygenase activity; L-ascorbic acid binding; iron ion binding. NCBI's taxonomy places the organism in Eukaryota, Metazoa, Chordata, Mammalia, Carnivora, Mustelidae. The transcript has 19 exons. Bases 78 to 2261 code for a protein of 727 amino acids.